Molecule: messenger RNA, 3650 nt
Organism: Lontra canadensis (Northern American river otter)
Lineage: Eukaryota; Metazoa; Chordata; Mammalia; Carnivora; Mustelidae
Gene: DHX34
Product: DExH-box helicase 34
Exons: 16
Coding region: 217-3618 (1133 amino acids)
Biological process (GO): nuclear-transcribed mRNA catabolic process, nonsense-mediated decay
Cellular component (GO): intracellular anatomical structure
Molecular function (GO): RNA binding; ATP binding
Source: RefSeq, a predicted model, not a curated record
CGGGCCUGAAAACCCAGGAUGGACUGGUGUCUGUCCCAGAGAUCACUGCAGGAGUCGUGAGGGGCCCUGGGUGUCACCAGUUUGAACCAGUCCCUGGGCACCUUCUCUGUCAUUGCCCGUGGUCAUCCUGGACCAUCGACGAGGAGGGAGAUUGUCUCUUUGAAGAGGGAGUGGUUCUCCCCCUCGACUUUAGGACAGAGCUGUGAUAACCACAGCAUGCCGCCUCCCAGAACGAAGGAGGGCGGGGAUCCCAGCAAGGAGGAGGCCCUCGAGAAAUGGGACUGGAAUUGUCCAGAGACACGACGCAUUUUCGAGGAUGCCUUUUUCCGUGACGAGGAUCAUAUACUCCAGGGUUCGGAGGAGUGCCAGAAGUUCUGGGCCUUCUUCGAACGCUUGCGGAGAUUCCAGAAUCUCAAGGCCACCAGUAAGGGGGAGAAGGCCCCCGCGCGUCCCCAGCACAGCAUCCCAGCCCUGGCUGACCUACCUCGCACUUACGACCCACGCUACCGCAUCAACCUCUCGAUCCUGGGCCCCGACACCCGGGACUCCCGGGGGCUGGCCAGGCAGCCCCCGGAGAGAGUGGCCGAGUUCCGCCGAGCCCUGCUGCACUACCUGGACUUCGGCCAGAAGCAGGCGUUCGGCAGGUUGGCCAAACUGCAGCGGGAGCGGGCGGCGCUUCCCAUCGCCCAGUACGGGAACCGCGUCCUGCAGACGCUGAAGGAGCACCAGGUGGUGGUCGUGGCCGGGGACACGGGCUGUGGCAAGUCCACCCAGGUGCCCCAGUACCUGCUGGCCGCCGGCUUCAGUCACGUGGCAUGUACCCAGCCACGGCGGAUCGCCUGCAUCUCCCUGGCCAAGCGAGUCAGCUUCGAGAGCCUCAGUCAGUACGGCUCGCAGGUUGGCUACCAGAUCCGCUUUGAGAGCACGCGGACGGCAGCCACCAAGAUCGUGUUCCUGACAGUGGGGCUGCUCCUGCGGCAGAUCCAGCGGGAGCCCAGCCUGCCGCGGUACCAGGCCCUCAUAGUGGAUGAAGUCCACGAACGGCACCUCCACAACGACUUCCUCCUGGGUGUCCUCCGGCGCCUGCUGCCCCAGCGGCCGGACCUCAAGGUCAUCCUCAUGUCAGCCACCAUCAACAUCUCGCUCUUCUCCAGCUACUUCGGCAGCGCCCCGGUGGUGCAGGUGCCCGGGAGGCUGUUCCCCAUCACGGUCGUGUACCAGCCACAGGAGGCCGAGCCACCAGCGUCCAAGUCCGAGAAGCUGGACCCCCGGCCUUUCCUCAGGGUGCUGGAGGCCAUUGACAACAAGUACCCCCCCGAGGAGCGGGGCGACGUCCUCGUCUUCCUCAGUGGCAUGGCGGAGAUCAGCUCGGUCCUGGAGGCCGCCCAGGCGUACGCCGGCCGCACCCAGCGCUGGGUGGUGCUGCCGCUGCACAGCGCCCUCUCCGUGGCCGACCAGGACAAGGUAUUCGAUGUGGCUCCCCCUGGAGUUCGGAAAUGCAUCCUCUCCACCAACAUCGCCGAGACCUCUGUCACCAUUGAUGGGAUCCGCUUUGUCGUCGAUUCUGGGAAGGUGAAGGAGAUGGGCUACGACCCGCAGGCCAAGCUGCACCGGCUGCAGGAGUUCUGGAUCAGUCAGGCCAGUGCCGAGCAGCGCAAGGGCCGGGCCGGCCGCACGGGCCCUGGCGUCUGCUUCCGGCUCUAUGCUGAGUCCGACUACGAGGCCUUCGCCCCCUACCCGGUCCCCGAGAUUCGGAGGGUGGCGCUGGACGCACUGGUGCUGCAGAUGAAAAGCAUGAGCAUGGGGGACCCGCGAACCUUCCCUUUCAUUGAGCCUCCGCCACCAGCCAGCCUCGAAACGGCCAUCCUCUACCUCCGGGACCAGGGGGCCCUGGACAGCUCCGAGGCCCUCACCCCCAUCGGAUCCCUGCUGGCCCAGCUGCCUGUGGACGUCGUGAUUGGGAAGAUGCUGAUCCUGGGCUCCAUGUUCCACCUGGCGGAGCCCGUGCUCACCAUCGCGGCUGCCCUCAGCGUCCAGUCACCCUUCACCCGCAGCGCCCAGAGCCACCCGGAGUGUGCGGCGGCACGGCGGCCCCUGGAGAGUGACCACGGGGACCCCUUCACGCUCUUCAACGUCUUCAACGCCUGGGUGCAGGUGAAAUCUGAGCGGAGCAGAAACUCACGCAAGUGGUGCCGCCGCCAGGGCGUAGAGGAGCACCGGCUGUACGAGAUGGCCAACCUGCGGCGCCAGUUCAAGGAGCUGUUGGAGGACCACGGGCUGCUGGCCCGGGCACAGGCCGCAACACCAGGCGACAGCUCGCGCCGGCUGCAGGAGCGCCGGGAACGCAGGGAGCUGUACCGCCUGAAACGCCAGCAUGAGGAGGGCGGGGGGCGGCGGCGCAAGGUGCUGCGGCUGCAGGAGGGCAUGGACGGCGGCUCCAGCGACGAGGACCGGGGGGCCGGUGAUGGCGUGGACAUCCAGGAUGUGAAGUUUCAGCUGCGGCAUAGCCUGGAUCAGCUACAGGCGGCCACCAGCUCGGCCCAAGACCUGACACGGGACCAGAUGGCGCUGCUCAAGCUGGUGCUGGGCCGGGGCCUCUACCCGCAGCUUGCCGUCCCGGACCCGUUCAACAGCAGCCGCAAGGACUCGGACCAGAUCUUCCACACGCAGUCCAAGCAGGGGACCGUGCUGCACCCCACCUGCAUCUUUGCCAACAGCCCGGAGGUACUGCACACGCAGGAGCAGGCGGCCAGGGGCGGCGAAGCCAGCCGAGAUGACAAGGACAAGGUGAGCAGCAAGCACCAGCUCCUCGCCUUCGUCUCGCUGCUGGAGACCAACAAGCCCUACCUGGUGAACUGCGUCCGUGUCCCCGCUCUGCAGUCCCUCCUGCUCUUCAGCCGGUCCCUGGACACCAACGGCGACUGCUCGCGCGUGGUGGCUGACGGCUGGCUGGAGCUCCAGCUUGCGGACGGCGAGAGCGCGCUCCGGCUUCUGGCAGCUUCUGUGCGGCUCCGGACCCAAUGGGAAAGCGCCCUGGACCGGCAGCUGGCCCAUCAGGCCCAGAGGAGGCGGCCAGAGGUGGACAAAGGGGAGGACACGGCGGCUCCGGGGGACCGCAGGGAGGUGGCAGACCUGAGCCGGGACCUGCUGCGGUUUGUGGCAUCUGAGGUUCCCUACAGCCUCCGGCGGCUCACAGGGCUGGAAGUCCAGAACCUAUAUGUGGGACCCCAGACCGUCACCGCUGCCCCCAGUCUCCCGGGCCUCUUUGGCAGCUCUACCCUCUCCCCCCACCCCACCAAAGGGGGCUACGCAGUCACUGACUUUCUCACCUACAACUGCCUUGCGAGUGACACGGACCUGUACAGUGACUGUCUCCGCACCUUUUGGACCUGCCCCCACUGCGGCCUGCACCUGCCCCUGACGCCCUUGGAACGCAUCGCCCAUGAGAACACGUGCCCCGAGGCCCCGCAGGACGGCCCCCCAGGGGCAGAGGAAGCCGCCCCCGAACCCGUCCAGAAGACAUCUGCCCUGCAGAGGCCCUACCACUGCGAGGCCUGCCAGAAGGACUUUCUGUUCACGCCCACAGAGGUGCUGCGCCACCGGAGGCAGCACGUGUGAGCGGGGCCAGGAGCCCCACCUGUCACUCUCUC